UUAGGGGUGGAGCGAAUGCUUCCCCAUGCUCAGGGAGCCGGAAGUAGAGGUCAUGAACGAAGGUCACUGGUGUCAGUUGGAGAAUCCUGUGCCGGCCGGUGCGAUGUGGGCUUCCAGCCGAUGGUGAAAUGCCAGUGUGAUGCCGUCUGUGCCUUCUACAGCACCUGCUGCAGGGACUACUACACCGUCUGUGUGAAAACACGUGGAGAUGUCUUUGCCAUUCCUGAGGAAGAUGUUGAUGAUAUUGACACGCAUGACUCUGACUUCCAGACUAACGUCACGGAUGAAGUGUAUUCAGAUAUGAAUCCUAGACUGCAACCAGAUGUGGAACAGGAACCCACCCAUGAACCAGAGCCCACCUAUGAACCACAGCCCACCCAUGAACAGGAACCCACUCAGGAGUGGAGCACAGAACUGGUGCCCACCCACAAUCCUGUGUCUGGCAACGUGUGUCUCAGUGUAAAGCCUUUUGAUGCAUUCACCGACCUCAAGAAUGGAUCGAUCUUUGCUUUCAAGGGACAAUAUUUUUAUGAACUGGAUAAGAAAGGUGUUGUUGCUGGAUAUCCCAAACAGAUUCUGGAUGUGUGGGGCUUGCAGGGCCCCAUCGAUGCUGCCUUCACUCGAAUAAACUGCGAGGGACUGACCUACCUGUUCAAGGGCAAGAUGUACUGGCGUUUCGAUGACGGGAUCUUGGAGUAUGGUUUUCCCAAGCAAAUCAAGGAUUACUUUCCAAACAUUCCAACCGAUCUCGAUGCAGCCCUGGCCAUUCCUGCAUCCGGCAUCCGUGGGAAAGAGAGAGUUUAUUUCUUCAAGGGUAAUCAUUACUGGCUGUAUGUCUUUAAACAACAGCCCACCCAGGAAGAAUGUGCAAGGAUACCCAUCUCCAUCCCCUUCCUAAGGUACACCGACUACAUGGCUGACAAAUGGGAGGACUUCUCAAAGCGCUUUAGAUUCAUUCUGAAAGCUGGCGCCAAUGGCCCGUUCUCCAUCGGAAGGCACUGGCGUGGGAUCCCCAAUGGAGUGGACGCAGUGAUGAUCGGCAAACUCCAGAUGGUGCCGAAGCAAAAGCAGAAGGGGCGGGGGAGGGGCCGGGGGCGAGGCAAGCACCACAAGAAACGAUGGCCUAAGGAUUGGCACAGGAAGGACUCGUCCAGCGAGGAGGACGAUUCCAACAACUUCAGGCCCCAUUAUAGUGUCUACUUCUUUGUCGGAGAUAAAUAUUACCUCGUCGACCUUGCCUCCAAGUGGGUGGACAUUUCUGGGCCCCGAUCCAUCACCAAGUACUGGUUCAAGUGCGAGGUCGAGUGAAAUUAAGCUGACUAUGGACAGGACCAUCACCGGCAGAGACGGGCUGCCCAUCGCCAUUCUCGGAUCUUCCGUACAAGAGGACCACACCACUGGGAACCAGGAAUGAGGAAAUAAAACCGGAAUAACCUGU
This is a messenger RNA of Leucoraja erinaceus (little skate), 1438 nucleotides long. RefSeq names its product vitronectin-like. The transcript has 8 exons. Gene Ontology annotation, molecular function: scavenger receptor activity; polysaccharide binding; extracellular matrix binding. Lineage: Eukaryota; Metazoa; Chordata; Chondrichthyes; Rajiformes; Rajidae. Gene Ontology annotation, biological process: immune response; cell-matrix adhesion; cell adhesion mediated by integrin. Bases 16 to 1308 code for a protein of 430 amino acids. The record is from RefSeq and is a predicted model, not a curated record.